Lates calcarifer (barramundi perch) is the source of this 2386-nucleotide messenger RNA. RefSeq names its product ring finger and CHY zinc finger domain containing 1 (gene rchy1). The record is from RefSeq and is a predicted model, not a curated record. Gene Ontology annotation, molecular function: zinc ion binding; ubiquitin protein ligase activity. Gene Ontology annotation, biological process: protein ubiquitination; ubiquitin-dependent protein catabolic process. Lineage: Eukaryota; Metazoa; Chordata; Actinopteri; Centropomidae. Gene Ontology annotation, cellular component: nucleus. The coding region runs from base 108 to 941 and encodes 277 amino acids. The transcript is spliced from 9 exons.
GCAGUAUUUCUGAGUCUACGCUAACAAAAAUAUAGAAGAAGAAGAAGGAGGAGAAGAGCGGGCAGGCUCUCAGCGUCCGCGAAGAAGAGACAACAUUUGGAAGAAACAUGGCUUCCCCUGCCGGUUGUGAGCAUUAUGUCCGCAGCUGCUUACUGAAAGCACCUUGCUGUGAUAAACUGUAUGUGUGUCGGCUGUGCCAUGAUGCAGAGGAAAACCACCAGAUGGAUCGAUUCAAAGUCAGAGAAGUGCAGUGCUCCAAGUGUCAAACAGUGCAGCAGGCACAGCAGACUUGCCAGCAGUGUCAUGUGCAGUUUGGGGAGUAUUACUGUGAGAUUUGCCAUUUGUUUGACAAGGAUAAAAAGCAGUACCACUGUCAGCCCUGUGGAAUAUGCAGGAUUGGGCCCAAGGAGAAGUAUUUCCAUUGCGAGAAGUGCAACUUAUGUUUAGCCCAGGAUCUACGGGGAAACCACAAGUGUGUUGAAAAUGUGUCAAGGCAGAACUGCCCAGUGUGUAUGGAGGAUAUUCACACAUCCAGAAUUGGAGCUCAUGUUCUUCCAUGCGGCCAUCUUUUACACAAGACCUGCUUUCAUGACAUGGUCAGAAAGGGAGCGUAUCGCUGCCCUCUGUGUAUGCACUCUGCCUGGAAUAUGGAGGACCAUUGGGAUCAGAUAGACAUAGAGAUUGCUCAGUCACCAAUGCCCACUGAAUACCAGGGUGCCACUGUCAAAAUUAUAUGUAAUGACUGCCAAGCCCACUGCACAGUGCCUUUCCAUGUGCUGGGUAUGAAGUGCAGUGGCUGUGGCUCCUACAACACAGCACAAGAUGGCGGACUGAUCCAGCAGCCUCAAAGUCUACAGUCAGAGCAGGACACUGAGAAUGAGGCAGAAACCGACACAGAGCCCGAGCAGCAAGAUCAACCUGAGUCACCCACGCAACAUUAGCAUUAUAGCCAGCCACAAUGAGUGACAUUUUACUGGUGCACUUAACUGUUGUAACUUGCAUUGAUUGUAACAGUAGACUGAGCCAGUAUUCCUUGAUUGUACAUACUUUAAAAAAUCGAUCUAUUUUCUGUACCAUCUUAUUGUCCUCAGGGUAGGAGCCUAUCCCAGUAUGCACCGGGUGAGAUGAAGGGUACACCCUGGACAGGUUGCCAGUCUAUGACAAGACUAACACAUACAUACACACAUUCACACCUACUUACAGUUUAGAGUUAUAAUUCAUCUGAUCUGCAUGUCUUAAGACUGUGAGAGGAAACCCACAAAAACAUGACGAGAGCAUAGAAACUCCUCACAGAAAGGUCCCAAGUGGUAGACUGAUUCUAACCCAGGACGGUCUUGCUGGGGGCUGACUAUGAUGGCACCAUGAUGAAGAAAUGAACAGAUUAACUAACAAGUGAGGAGGUGCUGGUGCUUUAAAGGCUGUACAGCAUCUGACCAGUCAUGAUUGUUUUCUGUUAAGUUCAGGGACUGUUGUCCUGUUUAAAUGCUCUCAGUAAAACAUUGUUUGAACAAAGGUGUGUUUUAAUUAAAACUAGCUUCAGCAAGAAGUCAACAUAAUUGUAGUAAGUCUGCACACUAACUAACUUAACUGACAAGCUGAUAGCACAACACAAGGCAGUGGCUAUAAAAGAUCAGUAAAAGUGGGAUCCACACACAGGAAUUAGAAAUAGACUGAGUGAAAGAGAAAAGGUUACAGAGCAUUUGUGCAGAAAUAAACUCCAAAAGGUACACAUGUUUCAGUCCAUUUGUGGACUAUCCUCAGUGUACCCCUUGUCCUGGUCAAUUUUUGCUGUUCUGCAUGUGAGCCACACGUUAAACAGAUAACAUUUUUCUACAUUUGAUUUAAUUUAUGGGUGUAGAUUUCAUUGACAUCUGUGAUCAGUAAUUGAUGCUUUAAGUGUUGAAAUCUCUAAAAGUUUCAGCCAAAUGGCCAGAACUUCUAGGUCUGGUCAUGUACUUGUACAGGUUUAUAAAAACUGAAAUAAAAUAGGCUAGUAUUUAGAGUUAUGAUAAGCUGAGAAGUAUUAAAAAUGAUACAAACAUUUUUAACUGGCAAGUUAAACAAUUCAUUUAUGUCUGUAAAUGUCCUUUUAAUUGAAAUGGUUGAAUGAUUACUGAUUGGGACUUUAAUGCUAAUUUUCUAAAGUCAGCCAAGCAGAUGACAUAUUAUCUGAAAUAGCAUUGGAAACAUGUUCUAAUAGUACUGUCAUUUUUGUUACGGUGUUGUGACAAAUAAUCUUUGUGUUUUUUUGUCUGCUGGUAUUAAGUUUGGUUACCUAAUGACAGCAACUGGAGAGGAGAUAACUUCUGUUGUGAAUUGGCGCUAUAUAAAUAAAAUUUGACUUGACUUAAAUCAAACUCCUAAUAAAAAACAUAACUUGAAACAA